Monodelphis domestica (gray short-tailed opossum) is the source of this 1296-nucleotide messenger RNA. Its product is annotated as olfactory receptor 4F6-like. NCBI's taxonomy places the organism in Eukaryota, Metazoa, Chordata, Mammalia, Didelphimorphia, Didelphidae. Gene Ontology annotation, biological process: G protein-coupled receptor signaling pathway. Gene Ontology annotation, molecular function: olfactory receptor activity; G protein-coupled receptor activity. The record is from RefSeq and is a predicted model, not a curated record. Gene Ontology annotation, cellular component: membrane.
AAGCAAUAUGGUAUCUUAAAAAUUUGAGUCCCUAUCCACUCAAGCUGUCUACAUUUUAUCCCAAUAUUUUUUUCUUCUUACUAUUUUCUUCAGGUAAAUUCCAGAAUCUACUCUGCUAACUGAGUUAAUGGAUGGAUCAAAUGAGUCUGUGGUGUAUGAGUUUGUUUUGUUGGGACUCGCAAGUUCUCAGGAGAUUCAAGUUCUUCUGUUUCUGUUCUUUUCAGUAUUUUAUGUGGCAAGCAUGCUGGGAAACCUCCUCAUUGUACUGACAGUCGUCUCAGAUGCUCGAUUACACUCACCCAUGUACUUUCUGUUGGCUAACCUUUCUUUCAUUGACACCUGUGUUUGCAGUAUUGCAACCCCUAAGAUGAUUUCUGAUCUUUUCAGGAAGCGCAAAGUCAUCUCUUGGAAUGGCUGCAUUACUCAGAUGUUCUUUAUUCAUACUGUUGGGGGUACUGAGAUGGUGCUUCUCAUAGUUAUGGCCUUUGAUCGAUUCAUUGCAAUAUGUAAACCUCUUCACUACCUGACCAUUAUGAGACUGAGAAGGUGCAUUUUGCUUUUGAUGGCAUCUUGGAUUAUUGGCUUUAUACAUUCUAUGCUGCAGUUGGCUUUCGUUGUAAAUUUACCUUUUUGUGGUCCUAACAAAGUGGAUAGUUUUUAUUGUGAUUUUCCUAGGUUCAUCAAACUUGCCUGCAUGGAUACUUACAGACUGGAGUUCUUGGUCACUGCUAACAGUGGCUUCAUCUCCAUAGGCACUUUCUUCAUUUUGAUUAUCUCCUACAUCUUCAUCUUGGUCACUGUUCGUAAACAUUCUUCAGGUGGUUCAUCCAAGGCCCUUUCUACCCUGUCAGCUCACAUCACGGUUGUGAUCUUUUUCUUUGGUCCAUGCAUCAUUGUCUAUGUAUGGCCAUUCCCCACAUUACCAAUAGAUAAGUUUCUUGCCAUCUUUGAUGCACUUAUAACCCCUUUUAUGAAUCCUGUCAUCUAUACAUUCAGGAAUAAAGAAAUGAAAGUGGCAAUGAAGAAGCUGUUCAGUAAUAUCAUAAGUUUCAAGAAAAAAAUUUAAACACAUAAUUUGAAGCUAUCAAACAGAUUGGAUGUACAAAUGUACUUGCUGAGAUUUUAGAAAUCCCUUUAGAUAGUGUUUCAUCACUGUGGUGGGAUAAUGACUCAAAUGCACAAUUAGCUAAGUGCUCCCUAGGAAACCAUACUCCAAAGACAAUUGAGACAGCAAGAUAGUGCAGUUGACAGAAAACUUGGUUUGGAGUCAGCAAGACCUGAGUCUGAGGUUACAAU